GCCCUGACUUUCUCUCAGUUUCACUGUCAUUUCGGCUCUUAAGGAUCUCCAUCAGGGCGAUGGGCUCGCGUCCGGGUACUACCUCGCAUGCGCGCCGCCGCGGGAGGCGUAGCUCCGGCAGCAGCCCGCUUUAAUUGACUUCAGGAAAGUGCAGCGCGCGCAGCGCACCCCGCCAAACGGCUCAACUUUCGCCGACGACGCGCGCGCUCCAGAAAAGAGACAUAAUCGAGAUAGCUGAGGAAACGCCGUGCCAUGGGCGUCCCGCUCACGCGCACUUUGACUUAGUUUGGGUCAGUAAACUUGGCUCAGUUCGGACGCGCUCCCUCCUCGGGGUGUAACGGACCUCUGAGAGCGCGACGCGCCUCUGUUUCGGAACCCCGGGAAACCGGUCACUGCUCUCCGGCGUCCAUUGCCAGCCGCCGCGGACCAUGCCCAGGCGUACGUUCACGCGGACGUGGGGAGCCUUAUGGAUGCCGCUGCUCGCCGUUAUAUGCGGCGCGCGCGCUCAAGAUGAUGUUCCUCCGUACUUCAAAAUGGAGCCAGUGGCAACCCAGGUGCACCUGGAGGGGAACCGUUUAGUCCUGACCUGUAUGGCAGAGGGUAGCUGGCCUCUGGAGUUUAAAUGGCUCUACAAUGGCACUGAGCUGACGCGCUUCUCACUGGAGUACAGGUACCUCAUCCCGUCAUUGGACCGCUCCCAUGCCGGCUUCUACAGGUGCAUAGUGAGGAACCGAGUUGGAGCUCUAAUGCAGAGGAGCAGUCAAGUCCAGGUUGCCUACAUGGAGGGCUUCACGGAAGGUGAGCGUUCUCAGGUGGUAUCACAGGGUGAGGCUGCGCUCAUCUUUCCCCCGCGGAUCCCCAGCUUCCCACGACCUCAGAUCACGUGGUUCCGGGAUGGACGCAAGAUCCCCCCCAGCAGUCGCAUAGCGCUCACACUGGACAACACCUUGGUCAUUCUGUCCACGGUGGCGCCAGACGCGGGCCGCUACUACGCUCAGGCCGUCAACGACAAGAACGGGGAGAACAAGACCAGUCAGCCGGUCAUUCUCAACGUGGAGAAUGUGGGUGGGCCUGCUGAUCCGAUUGCUCCCACUAUCAUCAUCCCGCCGAAGAACACUAGUGUGAUGGUGGGGACAUUUGAGGUCACUUUGGAGUGUGUGGCCAAUGCCAGACCCCUUAUUAAGCUCAGUAUAACAUGGCGCAAAAACGGUGUGGUGGUGAACCGCGGCCUGAGGGACUUUGGCCGGCGGCUGACCAUCAGCGGGCCAUUGGUCAGUGACAGCGGCUACUACGAGUGUGAGGCAUCGCUGCGCAGCAGCAGUGUGCCUUCUGUCACCGCUGGAGCUUACCUGCAUGUGCUCGAACACCCUCAGUUUGUGAAGGAGCCAGAGCGCCACAUUACUGCUGAGAUGGAGAAGGUGGUGGACAUCCCAUGCCAGGCCCGGGGUGUUCCUCAGCCAGACAUUGUGUGGUAUAAGGAUGCUGUCCCCAUCAGUCCUGUGAAGACCCCACGCUACAGGGUGCUGGUCGGCGGAAGUCUGCAGAUUAAUGGGCUGCUGCCAGAUGACACCGGCAUGUUUCAGUGCUUUGCCCGCAACCUGGCUGGAGAGAUCCAAACCAACACGUAUUUGGCCGUCACCAGCAUUGCCCCCAACAUCACUGCGGGGCCGACGGACAGCGCCGUGAUCGACGGCAUGUCGGUCAUCCUGCACUGCGAAACAUCCGGAGCUCCACGUCCCGCCAUCACGUGGCAGAAAGGCGAGCGAGUGUUGGCCAGUGGUUCUGUGCAGCUGCCCCGCUUCACCCUGUUGGAGUCAGGCAGUUUGCUGGUCAGCCCCUCGCACCUGUCCGACGCUGGCACCUACACCUGCAUGGCCAGCAACUCUCGCGGCAUUGAUGAGGCUUCUGCUAACCUGGUGGUGUGGGCUCGAACCCGCAUCACCAACCUUCCGCAGGACCAGAGCGUCAUCAAAGGCACCAAAGCCACAAUGUCCUGCGGUGUGACCCAUGACCCCAGUGUCACCGUCAGGCACAUUUGGGAGAAAGGUGGUCUGGCCAUAGAUGUGAAGUCGAGUCCACGGCUGCGUGUGGACCCCAACGGCACCCUGCACAUUUCCCAGACCUGGUCAGGGGAUAUCGGCACCUAUACCUGCAGAGUAACCUCUGUGGGAGGCAACGACUCACGCAGCGCUUACCUGAGAGUCAGACAGCUACCCCAUGCUCCAGAGAACCCUGUCGCCAUGUACAGCUCUACAGAGAAGCGCUCCAUCAACCUGACAUGGGCACAGGCCUUUGAUGGCAACAGCCCCCUCAUCCGAUACAUCCUGGAGGUGUCUGAGAACAAUGCUCCAUGGACGAUACUCCUGGCCAAUAUAGAGCCAGAAGCCACCAGUAUUGGGGUAGGUGGCCUCAUACCUGCUCGCUCCUACCAGUUUCGUCUCUGUGCUGUCAACGAUGUGGGCAAGGGCCAGUUCAGCAGAGAAACAGAGCGGUUGACAUUGCCUGAGGAGCCACCCAGCGCCCCUCCGCAGACAGUCAUCGCCAGUGGUCGUACAAAUCAGUCCAUCAUGAUCCAGUGGCAGCCUCCCCCAGAGAGCCACCAGAAUGGCCCGCUGCAGGGCUACAUCAUCAGAUACUGUCUGUCAGGUUUACCGGUGGACUGUCAGAUUAAAAACAUCACAAACCCAGACCAGACCAACCUUCUGCUGGAGGAUCUCAUCAUCUGGACCAAUUACGAGAUCGAGGUGGCCGCCUACAAUGGCGCAGGUCAGGGUGUCUUCAGCCAGAAGGUCACUGAAUGGACACUACAGGGAGUGCCCACGGUUCCCCCGGGCAACGUACAGGCUGAAGCUGUCAAUUCCACCACGGUUCGCUUCACGUGGAGCGCCCCGAGCCCACAGUUUAUCAACGGAAUCAACCAGGGCUACAAGCUGUUGGCCUGGGAACCAGGCCACGAGGAUGACAUCGCCAUGGUGACUGUGAGGCCAAACUUUCAGGACAGCGUACAUGUGGGAUAUAUCACUGGACUGAAGAAGUUCACAGAGUACUUCACCUCAGUGCUGUGUUUCACCACACCAGGGGAUGGCCCCCGGAGCCCUGCUCAGCGCGUCCGCACACACGAGGACACCCCAGGGCCCGUGGGUCACCUGAGCUUCACCGAGAUCCUGGACACAUCACUCAAAGUGAGCUGGAAAGAGCCACAUGAAAAGAAUGGCCUUCUUACAGGGUACCGUAUCUCCUGGGAGGAAUUUAACCGCACCAACACACGAGUCACACACUAUUUGCCCAACGUUACACAGGAGUACCGGGUUACAGGCUUGACCGCUCUCACCACUUACACCAUCCAGGUGGCUGGCAUGACCUCUAAGGGUCAGGGCCAGCUCUCCUCUUCCACCAUAUCCUCUGGAGUGCCCCCAGAAAUGCCAGGGCCCCCUACCAAUAUUGCCAUCUCCAACAUCGGCCCGCGCUCAGUGGCCCUGCAGUUCAAACCCGGCUAUGAUGGCAAGACCUCCAUCUCCCGCUGGGUAGUAGAGGCUCAGAUUGGUGUGAUAGGGGAAAAUGAGGAGUGGGUCACAGUCCAUCAGCUAUCUAAUGAGCCGGAUGCACGUUCUCUGGUGGUAGAGGGCCUUAACCCAUACACCUUCUAUAGGUUCCGUAUGCGUCAGGUAAACAUAGUGGGUACCAGUCCUCCCAGCCAGCCCUCUAGGAAGAUCCAAACCCUGCAGGCUCCACCAGACAUUGCCCCUGCCAAUGUCACCCUGCGAACAGCCAGCGAGACCAGCCUUUGGCUCCGAUGGGUGCCCUUGCCAGAGUGGGAGUACAAUGGGAAUCCAGAGCUGGUUGGUUACAGGGUACAGUACUCUCGGGCCAACUCAAAAGCGGGAGUUCUGUCCCACAUCAUCUCAGACAGGCUGGAGAGAGAGUUCACCGUAGAGGACUUGGAGGAGUGGACGGAAUAUGAGGUCCGCGUGCAGGCCGUAAAUGGUAUUGGAUCAGGACCAUGGAGCCAGCCAGUGCAUGCCAGAACCAGAGAGUCGGUGCCUUCCAGUGGACCGGCCAAUGUCUCUGCCUUUGCCACAACCUCCAGCAGUGUCUUGGUGCGGUGGGGGGAGGUGCCAGAACCAGACCGUAAUGGCCUUAUCCUGGGCUACAAGGUAGUAUACAGGGAGAAAGACUCAGACUCAGCUUUGCAUUUCUGGACUGUGGAGGGGAACACCAGCCACAGUGUCCAGCUGACAGGCCUGGACAAGUAUGUCCUCUACGAGAUCCAGGUGAUGGCCUUCACCCGCAUUGGAGAUGGUGUGCCCAGUUCACCUCCAAUCCUGGAACGCACACUGGACGAUGUGCCUGGACCCCCAGUAGGAAUCCUUUUUCCUGAGGUCAGAACCAAUUCAGUCCGGCUAAUCUGGCAGCCCCCAGCCCAGCCCAACGGCAUUAUUCUCGCUUAUCAGAUCACCUAUCGGCGAAACUCCUCCAACAGCAACUCAGCCACAGUGGAUGUACUCAGCCCCAGUGCGCGUCAGUAUACAGCCACUGGCCUGAAACCAGAGAGUGUUUAUGUGUUUCGCCUUACAGCACAGACAAGAAAAGGCUGGGGAGAGGCUGCUGAGGCCCUGGUGGUCACUACAGAGAAGAGAGCUCGCCCACAGCCUCCCAGUCGGCCAGUGGUGCCCCAGGACGACGUGCAGGCCCGCAGUGUUCUCCUAUCCUGGGAACCAGGCAGCGACGGCCUGUCUCCAGUCCGCUACUAUACUGUACAAUACAAAGAACUGCCCAGCAACAACUGGACUGUCCACUCAGCAUCAGUCAACCAUGAGGCCAGCUCCUAUAUCGUGGACAAGCUCAAACCUUUCACAUCCUACCAGUUCCAUGUCAAGGCUACUAACGACAUAGGGGACAGUGAGUAUAGUGAGGAGAGCGAGGCCAUCACCACUCUACAGGACGCCCCAGACAAAGCCCCCACAAUCCUCUCUGUCACGCCACACACCACCACCUCUGUGCUGGUCCGCUGGAAGCCCCCCACUGAGGAGCAGAUCAAUGGCAUCCUGCUGGGCUUUCGAGUUCGAUAUCGAGAACUACACUAUGACCGAUUGCGAAGCUUCACUGUCCGCACCGUCAACAACCCCUCAGCCAACUGGGCAGAGCUCACGGCUCCCUACAGUGUCAGAAACCUGAGUGAAUCUUCACUCACCCAGUACGAGCUCGACAACCUGAGUAAACACAAGCGCUAUGAGAUCAGGCUUAGUGUGUACAACGCUGUGGGGGAGGGGCCUAUCAGCUCACCACAAGAAGUGUUUGUAGGAGAAGCAGUGCCCACUGCGCCACCUCAGAAUGUUGCUGUCCAGUCUUCGACCGCAACACAGCUCGAUGUUACCUGGGACCCUCCUCCGCUGGAAGCCCAGAAUGGAGACAUUCAGGGCUACAAGAUAUAUUACUGGGAGUUUCAGCUGCAGAAUGAGACGGAAAGGCUGCGCACGCUCUUCCUGCCCGAGCUGGGGGUCAAGCUUAAGAACUUGACAGGCUACACCACCUACAUGAUUAGUGUGGCCGCCUUUAAUGCUGCUGGGGACGGCCCACGCUCUCCACCCACCAGAGGGCGCACUCAGCAAGCAGCUCCCAGUGCUCCCAGUUUCAUCCACUUCAGUGAACUCACCACCACCUCUGUCAACGUGUCAUGGGGAGAGCCCAAGCAGCCUAACGGCAUCAUCGAGGGCUACCGCCUAGUCUACGAGCCCUGUACGCCCGUUGACGACUCCUCUCCUCACACUCCAGGUGUCAGUAAGGUUGUUACAGUGGAUGUGAAAGGCAGCGCUCCUCUUUGGAUGAAAAUCAAAGACCUGGCGGACGGGGUGACCUACAACUUCCGCAUCCGUGCCAAAACCCUGACCUACGGGCCAGAGGUGGAGGCCAACAUUACCACUGGGCCAGGAGAAGGUGCUCCUGGGCCUCCAGGGGAGCCGUUUAUUUCACGAUACGGUACAGCUCUCACCCUCCAUUGGACGAGUGGUGAUCCUGGCCGAGCCCCCAUCACACGCUACGUCAUAGAAGCCAGACCAUCUGAUGAAGGACUGUGGGAUAUCCUUAUCAAAGACAUCCCCAAAGAGGUGACAUCAUACACUCUGAACCUGGACAUGUUACGAGAGGGGGUCACCUAUGAUUUCCGAGUCAUUGCGGUCAAUGAUUACGGCUAUGGCUCGCCCAGUGCUCCCUCUCCUUCUAUAUCUGCCCAGAAGGUCUCUCCCUUUUAUGAGGAGUGGUGGUUUCUGGUGGUGAUAGCACUUGUGGGCUUGAUCUUCAUCCUCCUGCUGAUCUUCAUCCUCGUCAUUCGUGGGCAGAGUAAAAAGUACACCAAGAAGACUGAUUCAGGUGGCCAUUCAAACUGCACGUCUCUGCCACUCUCCCAUGGAGAGAUGAUGAGGCUGGACGAGGGCCGCUUCCCAGCACUGGAGCUCAACAACAGACGCCUCUCUGUCAAAAACUCCUUCUGCCGAAAGAAUGGCAUCUACACUCGUUCUCCACCACGGCCCAGUCCGGGCAGUCUGCACUACUCUGAUGAGGACGUCAGUGCUAAAUGCAAUGACCUGAUCCCAGCUGAGAGCAGCAGCCUGACUGAGAAACCCUCUGAGGUGUCGGACUCACAGGGCAGCGACAGCGAAUAUGAGAUGGAUCCAAACCGGCAGAAGACCCACUCCUUCGUCAACCACUACAUCAGCGAUCCCACCUAUUACAACUCAUGGCGCCGACAGCAGAAGGGCGUGUCCCGCCCCCCGGCGUACGGAUAUGGGCAGCCCGACGGUGUGGCGGAGCAGGAGUCCCGCCCCCAUCCCCCUCCUCUGCCACCGCUGCCCCCUCUGCUGCCCCACAGCACGCCUUCCCCACAGCCCCAAGGCCACCAGGGCACUCUCUUCAGGCCCAAAGGCAGCCGGACUCCCACCCCUUCUCUGCUGUCCUCCGAGGCCCACAGCCAGCACGCCCUCUACCGGCCCCCCAGCAGCCUGGGGGCCUCCACCCAGACGCCUGCCACAGGCUUCUCCUCUUUCGUUUGAUACAAGACUCUCGUUCCAAUGACGCAAUCAUAAUACGCCUGGCUGGGAUUCCUCCUCCUACGUUGCUGUUGUUGUGGUUGUACUUUUUUUUUUUUUUUUGACAGUUUUAUUUAUAGAGGUGUUACUAAGUGUUGGACAUACAUCCUUGGCUGCUUUUUUGUUUUAUUUCACCCCCUCCAUGAGUGUAUGUGCGUGUGCGCAUGUGUGCAAGAGCAUUGGGAAACAGACAAUCAUUCGGUGUGAAUGUGUUGUUGUUUGAGAUCAACAUAGUCAUUUAUCCAGUCAUUUCUAAACAAAGAUUAAGCAGAGAUAUUUCUAAACUGCAGAAAGAGUGAUAAAAAGCUAUUUUUAAAAUGAAAGGUAUGAUUCAUGUGAAUGAAAGAGACUAGAAACAACAACUAUUUAAACAGGAGUAGGAAAACUGCAACAUAGGCUUUGCAUGUAUUGCUACAAAUUUUCCAAAGUGAUAAUCAUCACAGGUGUACAUAAAUACAUAAAUCCGGGGUGUUUGUGCAACAUUCAUUUUAAUGCAUUCGUUCAUUUCCAUUUAUGACAGAACUUUGCUCAAAGCAUAGUACCGCAGCUAAAAGUACUGGUUGGACAAGAGGAUAUGAUCUUCUUGGGUGGAAUAUGUUUCAGUUUUCAGUGAUGGUUUAAAACCCUUUAUUCUUAGCCACGAUGCUAUUUUCAGUAAUAAAUCAACCUUGAGCUAUUACCUGAGCUUUUGCUACGCUAGAAGUUGUGGAUACUACAAAAGUUGUUGCUAGUCGGUUUUUUGUUGUGUCGCUGUGUUUUGUCAUGCGAAAGGUAUGGUUGUGUUCAUAGUCAUGGAUCUAAAAAGAUGAUUUCCCAGAAAAGGCUGUUCAGGGAGACUUGGACCGUUGUCAGACUGUGACAUCACAUUGCCCCCGGACGAUGGUCAGGCAACUACAUAGUGCUGUGGGAACUGGUUGAGUUCUCCAAAGCAAAAAUUGGAAAGCAGUAGAGUUUUAUUAUUUCUGUGAAAUGAAAAGAGAACAUGACACCAAACCAGGUUACAACAUGAACAAGUAGUAACUCCACAAAGCAGCACUUGAUUUUUGAUAUUGUGUGGGCAAUUAAGCGCAUAUGGCAAUUGCUCCUCAAGAACAGCUGAACACCGGAGCUGCAUGUAAAGGAGAAGACCAGGAGGGAAACUACUGCCCUUCUUUCAGCUGAUUUGUACAGAUAACAUCACUAACAAUGACAAAAAAAAUCAGUCAUCUGUCCGCAUGUGUUCGGAUUACAUCGCCCAGAUUCAGAGAACAGAAGAUAUCAUCUCACCAAGAAAAUGACUGAAAUACUGAAGAAACAAUGUCUGUUAUUUCUUUUUGCGUUGUAUGUAUUUCUCUGAAUAUAUUGUAGAAUGUGUUUUUACAGUUCACAGUGUGACACCGUGUGCACAUAUGCCUACAUAUAUGACAGAUAUGCUUAAUUUAUUUAUGAUCAUUUGAUCAUUCGCUUUUAUAUUCGAACUUACAAAGCGAGGCGGCGAUUCUACUUGGAAUUCCUUUGGAAAAACUGAAGAACUGGAAUUAAUGAUAAAUCACGACCCACACAUCUCCUGUCUUGUUCUCUGUGAGGUGACCAUCACUGUACAAAUCCUUUAAGGAAUUAUAAUGGGCCAGCUCAUGGUUCUUUUCCAAAAUAAAUUAUUUUAUUUUU
Messenger RNA from Pygocentrus nattereri (red-bellied piranha), 8729 nucleotides. RefSeq names its product sidekick cell adhesion molecule 2a (gene sdk2a). The transcript has 45 exons. Bases 429 to 7046 code for a protein of 2205 amino acids. NCBI's taxonomy places the organism in Eukaryota, Metazoa, Chordata, Actinopteri, Characiformes, Serrasalmidae. The record is from RefSeq and is a predicted model, not a curated record. Gene Ontology annotation, molecular function: protein binding.